Molecule: messenger RNA, 951 nt
Organism: Thyridium curvatum
Lineage: Eukaryota; Fungi; Ascomycota; Sordariomycetes; Thyridiales; Thyridiaceae
Exons: 1
Coding region: 1-951 (316 amino acids)
Biological process (GO): amino acid metabolic process; pyridoxal 5'-phosphate biosynthetic process; pyridoxine biosynthetic process
Molecular function (GO): amine-lyase activity
Source: RefSeq, a predicted model, not a curated record
AUGACCAACAACGCCUCCACCACCGUCACCACGGGUGCCGUCGCCACCAACGGGUCGUCGACCAAGUCGGCCUUCACCGUCAAGGCCGGGCUGGCGCAGAUGCUCAAGGGCGGCGUCAUCAUGGACGUGACCAACGCGGAGCAGGCCCGCAUCGCCGAGGAGGCCGGGGCGUGCGCGGUCAUGGCGCUGGAGCGGGUGCCCGCCGACAUCCGCAAGGACGGGGGCGUGGCGCGCAUGUCGGACCCGGAGGUGAUCCGCGAGAUCCAGCAGGCCGUGACGAUCCCCGUCAUGGCCAAGGUGCGCAUCGGGCACUUUGUCGAGGCGCAGAUCCUCGAGGCGCUGGGCGUCGACUACAUCGACGAGAGCGAGGUGCUGACGCCCGCCGACGAGGCCUUCCACAUCGAGAAGGCCGACUUCAAGGUGCCGUACGUGUGCGGGUGCCGCAACCUGGGCGAGGCGCUGCGGCGCGUGGGCGAGGGCGCGGCCAUGAUCCGGACCAAGGGCGAGGCCGGCACGGGCGACGUCGUGCAGGCGGUCAAGCACAUCCGCACCGUCAACGCCGACAUCGCGCGGGCGCAGGCGGCGCUCAAGGAGGGCGGCUCGCUCGCCCUGCGGGCCAUGGCGCGCGAGCUCGGCGUCGACGCCGAGCUGCUCCGGCAGACGGCGGAGCUGGGCCGGCUGCCCGUCGUCAACUUUGCGGCGGGCGGCGUCGCCACGCCGGCCGACGCGGCGCUCAUGAUGCAGCUGGGCUGCGACGGCGUCUUUGUCGGCAGCGGCAUCUUCAAGUCGGGCAACGCGGCCAAGCGGGCCAAGGCCAUCGUGCAGGCGACGACGCACUUCCGCGACGCCAAGGUCCUGGCCGAGGCGAGCACCGGCUUGGGCGAGGCCAUGGUCGGCAUCAACUGUGAUAGCCUGCUGGACAAGGAGAAGAUGGCCGGCCGUGGGUGGUAG